ACUCCGGUCAUUUCACACACCGCUCUGGGAUAGGAAGGAAAGUUCUCCUCUUUUGUUUACUUUUCUCUCGUGUUAAGAGCCUGCAGAUUGGGAGACUCAUUGAGGCGGGCUGUCUCCGCUUCUCCUUGAAUUCUUUCAUUGCCUUCUUAUCUAUCCGUGAGAGUGUGUUGUGGUUAGUCAAGGCUCAGUGCCUAUGCCCAUUCCUUCAGGGAAACUCUUGUAAAAACCAGGAACUUCUCCAGCAUCAAACGUCUUGCAAUCCAACUGUGAAGAGAAAAGAGUCAAAAAAGCCUCUUCAUCUCCAUCCAACCAUGUGUUCCUCCAUCAAAAGAGUUUGAACUAGUGAGUUGGCACCUUCUCUUCACCGCAGGUGGCCUUUGCUUUUGCUCCCGCUGCCAUGAGGUUUGCCAGAAGCGGAUGGCAUUUGGCACUGCUGCUGGCGUACGUUGGCCUGGUGAGUUCCGGAAACGGGAACGGUCAAGGGAGACGUGGGGGAGGCGAGAGGCGGAGGAAGCUUCACCGCGUGCAGCACGGCCAGUGCAGCUACACCUUCAUCCUGCCGGAGAUGGAGAGCUGUCAGGGAGGAGCGGACCAGAUGAGCAAGACCAACGUGGUUCAGCGGGACUCCCCGCCGGCCGACGGCGAGUGGUCCGUUCAGAAGCUGCAGCAUCUGGAGUCGGCGAUGGAAAACAACACGCAGUGGCUGCAGAAGUUAGAAAACUACAUUAAUCAGAAGACGGGGAUGGUGCAUUUUCAAGCUGAUGCUGUUCAUAACCAGACAGCCACUAUGCUGGAGAUCGGUACUAACCUGCUCACCCAAACCGCAGAGCAAACCAGGAAACUCAAUGUGGUUGAAGCCAAGGUUAUAAACCAGACAUCAAGAAUUGCAAUUCAGUUAUUAGAGAAUUCAUUGUCAACAAACAAACUGGAGAAGGAGCUUAUAACGCAGAUUUCAGAAAUCUCCAAACUUCGAGACAAGAACAGUCGUUUGGAGAAUAAAGUCUUAGUCCUGGAGUCAAAGCAGCGGACGGAGCUGGAGGACAUAAAGGAGGAGAAAGAGCGACUGCAGGACCUGGUGAAGAGACAGACAGCCGCCAUUACGGCUCUGGAGAGACAGUUGAGAGCGGCCAGCAGCAACAACACAGCCCUGCAGAGACAACAUCAGCAGCUCAUGAAGUCCGUAAACACGCUUAUUGGCAUGGUGUCUUCUGGGACAGGCAUCUCAUCAAAUGAGCAGCAUUUCAGAGACUGUGCCGAGGCCUAUAAAUCCGGUCACAACACCAGCGGAGUCUACCACAUUUACAUCGGAGACAUGACCGAGCCAACCAAGGUCUUUUGUGAUAUGGUGACAAGCGGAGGUGGCUGGACGGUGUUCCAGCGCAGGGCCAAUGGAAGUGUGAACUUCCAGAAAAGCUGGAACGAAUACAAACUGGGAUUUGGUGAUCCUAGUGGAGAGCACUGGUUGGGUAAUGAGGCAGUUCACCUGCUCACCAAUCAAGCCCAGUACUCUCUCCGAGUUGAACUUAAGGACUGGGAGGAGAACGGCGCCUAUGCUUUGUAUGACAAAUUCCAGCUGGCUGGUGAAAAACAGCAGUACAGACUUUUGCUAGGGAGCUACAGCGGAACAGCAGGACAGCAAAGUAGCUUAGCUUCAAACGGCACUGGGUUCAGUACUCGCGACGCCGACAAUGACAAGUGCGUUUGCAAGUGCGCCCUCAUGAUGACCGGAGGCUGGUGGUUUGAUGCUUGCGGUCUGUCCAACCUCAAUGGAAUCUACUACACCGUGGGUCACAACAUCCGCAAGCUCAAUGGCAUUAAGUGGCAUCACUUCCGAGGACCCAGCUAUUCGCUCCAGUCCACUUCCAUGAUGAUCCGUCCAGCUGAUUUCUGACUUGAAUAAAUUAGCAUUGCCCAAGCUUGUCACACUGACAAUGACAGGACUUAAAGCCCUUGCUUUGGGACAUAGAAGCAACGAGGUGAAGACAAAUAAAGAUUUCAUUUAAUGGAUGAACGCUAAAGUUUUACUGCAAAUCCAAGAGCUGGAGUGGACAAAUCCGUCAGACUGAUCGAACAUUCAGAUUCAUUUCUAUGCCACAAUUUUCUUUUUUACACAUGCAAACAUGCUUUACCUUCACAACUACUUUCAUCUGAGUUCAUGUGUGGCUUACAACCUAAAACAUUCUCAGUGAUGGCAACUCUCAUGGUGUCAGAAUGUAGGCGAUCGAUGUAGCAUGAAAUAAUUCCAAAGAAAAACCUUUUGAACUUAAUGAUUCCAAGAUUCCAGAACUGUUCUGGAUGUUCCAGAAAUAACCUUCAUGUCUGAGGUUUUAUACUCUUGUGUAAAAUGUAAUAGCUGUUAACUACUUAGCAAAGCAGCUGACUAGUUACACUACCAUUCAAAAACCUGAGGUUGGAAGUUUUUUAUAUUCUUAACACCAAGUCUGCAUUUAUGUUAUCAAAAAUACUGUAAAAACCGAAUUAUUAUUAUUAUUAUUAUUAUUAUUUAAAAAAACAGUUUUCUAUUUGAAUAUAUUUGAAAAUGUCAUUUAAAAGCUGAAUUUUCAGCAUCAUUACUUCAGUCUUCAGUGUCACAUGAUUCUUGAGAAAUAAUUCUAAUAUGUCAAUUUGCUGCUCAAGAAACAUUUCUUAUUAUUAUCAUUGCUGAAAACAGUUGUGCUGCUUGAUAUUUUUGUGGAAAUCAUAAUGCAUUUUUUUAGGAUACUUUAAUAAAUAUGUAGACCAACAGCUUUUUUUUAUAGCAUUAUAAAUAUAUUUACUGUGACUUUUAAUCAAUUUAAUGCAUCUUUGCUGAAUAAAAGUAUUCAUUUCUUUCAGAAAUUUUUACUGACCCCAUUUUUGAAUGGUAGCUUACCAAGUCAGCUGAGUAGACUGAGAUAUUGCAUAAUUGUAUGUAUAUUUUUAAUAACUGGAUAUUUUUUUAUAUUUUGCAUCUCUUUCUUUCUUUAGUCCUUUUUAGGCCCGAAACGUACUCUGCACAAGUAUGUGAAUGCAAAUGCUUUUAACUUCAACGUGUCAAAAUUCAUUUAAUGAGACUAAAUACUGUUCAUUUAAUGUGUCACAUUCUUAGCAUUGCCGUAGGGCGCUAUUUAGCAGGCUUUUGCAUACACUAUCAUGUUUAUGGUCUUGAUGGAGCAACAUUUGAAAUAAAAUCUUGCUGAGCAAGCUACAGAAGCAAAUGCAAAUGCUUCUUAAAGUUGCAUUUGCCUACUUGCAUAAAGUAUGUUUCUGGCCUCAUAAUUGUACCCGUGAGAUUUGUGUGUUUUGUAUGAAAGAGAAAAAUACUAUAUUUUGUUUACUAAUGUUUUUAAAUGUGUUCUUUGUGACCUGUUGUUCCCAUGUCAUGUUUUUUUAGGAGGAUGCACUUUAAGGAGCACAGUGUGAUGGUCAUGUGGUUAUACAGCAGAUACGCUGAUUAGAUCUGACUGUUCCUACAGUUGUACAGCAUGAGCAAUGCUAUAAUUUGCUGCUGCGGUAUAUGCAUUAAUACUUAGACCGUGAACCUUUCAACAUGCAUUAUUACUUUCUGACCAAGAACCUUUCAUCACAUAUCAUGACUGUUUGAUAGUAAACCCUGCAGAUCAGUUCUGGAGUCAAACUGGAUAACAGCUUUUCAACAGGUCGAGGUUUAUUUUACUAUCCUGAACUAAAAGUUGAAGACGCCAAAGGCUUUCCUGUAUUUUUGUGGUUCGAGCUUCCUAGUUCAUACAGUGUUUUUAUUUAACUGAAUUCCAGUUUUCUGCCAAGAACAGCAGGGGCAUAUGGAAGACAUUCCCUCUUGAUCAGUCUUUAUUCAGAUUGUAAAAAUGUCAAUUUUUUUUUUUUUUUUUUUUUUUGGUUUUAAGAGGUCUACAUGAGCAAUAAAGUGCUUCCUAUAUAGAUA
Labeo rohita (rohu) is the source of this 3901-nucleotide messenger RNA. RefSeq names its product angiopoietin 4 (gene angpt4). Lineage: Eukaryota; Metazoa; Chordata; Actinopteri; Cypriniformes; Cyprinidae. Bases 398 to 1891 code for a protein of 497 amino acids. The transcript has 9 exons. The record is from RefSeq and is a predicted model, not a curated record.